GUCAUCAAGCCGCCAGCACAAGCAUGAUUGGGCGCACGUUUCUGUUUUGAUCCAGUGUAAUGUGCUAUCUCUAAAACCUGAGCUAUAUUAUUGUUAUUAUCUAUACACACACAGUUUAUGUCUACAUUUGGCACUUAAAAAAAAAACGGUUUAGUUUGGACCUUAACAGAACCUUAAGUUUAAUAAAGUAGAAUCCUGCGAUGAGGAUCAUGAAGAGACCAAACAUCCUCCUCACAGGAACCCCGGGCGUAGGGAAGACGACCCUUGGAAAGGAACUGUCUCAGAGGACCGGACUGACGUAUAUCAACAUUGGAGAACUGGCAAAGGAAGGUCAGCUGUUUGAUGGCUUUGAUGAGGAAUACCAGUGCCCCAUUCUGGAUGAAGACAGGGUUGUGGAUGAACUGGAGGACCAGAUGAUGGAUGGGGGCAUGAUUGUUGACUACCACGGCUGUGAUUUCUUCCCAGAGCGAUGGUUUCACAUUGUGUUUGUCCUUCGCACAGAUAACACCAACCUCUAUAAUCGGCUCGAGAGCAGGGGAUACACAGGCAAGAAGCUUCAGGACAAUGUUCAGUGCGAGAUCUUCCAGACCAUCUAUGAGGAGGCCAUGGAGGCGUAUAAAGAGGAAAUUGUGCACCAGCUUCCCAGCAACGACCCUGAUGACCUGGAGCGGAACCUGGAGCAGAUCUCACAGUGGAUCGAGCAGUGGAUGAAGGACAAUAACUGAUGCAUAAACACUAAUCAUCACACAUACAUACAUACACUGAUGUGACAUGUGUGCACCUUCAUGCACUAAUUAUUCCAAAAGAUUGGUGUGUUUCUCAGAGCUCUGAUGCAAACAAAAACAACUAAAAGCAUCGUACAACAGGAGAAAAAAAAAACACUGCUGAGAUGAAUUGAAGUGAACCUCUUGUCUUGAAGGCCAACAGCUUUUCCGUUAAGUCGAGAUAAGUUAGUCUUCGAAAAAAAACCCAAAAACAUGUACAGUUCUUUGUAGAAAUUCCAAGACUUCCCUGAAGAAAUGCAUGCUAAAGAAGAUGAUAUUGUUCUAGUGUGUGCUCCAUGUAACCAGAAAUACAAUAAACCUAUUUUACAAAUUUAUCUACAAAAUAAAUCAGUUACAAGAAACAAA
Messenger RNA from Tachysurus vachellii, 1130 nucleotides. It is a transcript of the gene ak6, whose product is annotated as adenylate kinase 6. Gene Ontology annotation, cellular component: cytoplasm; nucleus. Gene Ontology annotation, molecular function: ATP binding; AMP kinase activity; ATP hydrolysis activity. Lineage: Eukaryota; Metazoa; Chordata; Actinopteri; Siluriformes; Bagridae. The coding region runs from base 201 to 725 and encodes 174 amino acids. The transcript has 5 exons. The record is from RefSeq and is a predicted model, not a curated record.